Molecule: messenger RNA, 2092 nt
Organism: Gossypium raimondii (Peruvian cotton)
Lineage: Eukaryota; Viridiplantae; Streptophyta; Magnoliopsida; Malvales; Malvaceae
Product: cytochrome P450 87A3
Exons: 9
Coding region: 172-1596 (474 amino acids)
Biological process (GO): sterol metabolic process
Molecular function (GO): heme binding; iron ion binding; monooxygenase activity
Source: RefSeq, a predicted model, not a curated record
CCUACCUGUCUAUUCUUCCCACGUUUCUUUUACUUCCAUUUCUGCAAAUUAUCAUUCAUCAUCUUCUUCAUCAAUCCUAAACCAUAAACAUAUAUCAGCAUUCAUCUUCUUCUUCCUUCAAUCCAAGAUAUACAUAUAGCUUCAGUGUAUAAAUAGUUUUUGAGUGAGAGAAUGUUGGUGUUGUGGAUUGGAGCUUUGGUUCUUAUUGCAUACAUUACACAUUGGGUUUAUUACUGGAGGAAUCCUAGAUGUAAUGGCAAACUCCCACCAGGUUCUAUGGGUUUCCCACUUCUUGGGGAAACUCUUCAGUUCUUCAGCCCCAAUACUACUAAUGACAUUCCUCCCUUUGUAAAAGAGAGAAUGAAAAGGUAUGGGCCGGUAUUCAAAACGAGCAUAGUGGGGCGACCGGUGAUUGUAUCGGCUGACCCGGAUCUCAAUCACUUUGUGUUUCUACAAGAAGGGCAAUUGUUUCAGAGUUGGUACCCGGAUACGUUCACCGAGAUCUUUGGACGCCAAAAUGUGGGUUCUUUACAUGGUUUUAUGUACAAGUACCUAAAGAAUAUGGUGCUUAAUCUAUUUGGUCCUGAAAACCUUAAAAAGAUGCUGCCUGAAGUUGAGAGAACAGCUUGUAGAAGAUUACAACGAUGGUCAAACGAAGAAACAGUUGAAUUAAAAGAAGCAACUGCUAGUAUGAUAUUUGAUCUGACGGCCAAAAAGCUGAUAAGUUAUGACCAAGACAAUGCCACCCAGAAUCUGAGGGAGAAUUUUGUUGCUUUCAUACAAGGAUUAAUCUCCUUUCCCCUGGAUAUUCCUGGAACAGCAUAUCACAAAUGUUUACAGGGAAGGAAAAAUGCAAUGAAAAUGCUAAAGAAUCUGCUAAAUGAAAGACGGGCAAUGCAAGGGAAUAGCCGAAAUGACUUUUUUUAUUUUGUCCUUGAAGAACUUCAGAAAGAGGGAACAAUUCUGACAGAGGCAAUUGCUCUGGAUUUGAUGUUCGUUCUACUAUUUGCUAGCUUUGAAACAACUUCCCUGGCUCUAACUUUAGCAAUUAAAUUCCUUUCUGACGACCCUUCAGUGCUGAAAAAACUAAGGGAAGAGCAUGAGGCAAUUCUACGAAACAGGGAAGACACAGACUCUGGACUUACAUGGAAAGAAUAUAAAUCAAUGACAUACACAUUCCAGUUCAUCAAUGAAACAGUUAGACUAGCAAAUAUAGUGCCGGGAAUCUUCAGGAAAGCACUAAGAGAAAUCCAAUUCAAAGGAUAUACCAUUCCAGCUGGUUGGGCAGUAAUGGUGUGUCCCCCAGCUGUGCACCUGAAUCCAGCAAAAUACCAAGAUCCCUUGACCUUUAAUCCAUCAAGAUGGGAGGGAGUGGAAAUAAAUGGAGCGACAAAGAGUUUCAUGGCAUUCGGUGGUGGCCUCAGAUUUUGCGUUGGAACAGACUUCACUAAAGUGCAAAUGGCUGUGUUUCUCCAUUGUUUGGUGACAAAGUACAGGUGGGAACCAAUCAAAGGUGGAAAUGUACUUCGAUCUCCAGGUUUACAGUUUCCAGAUGGCUUUCACAUACGGCUCAUGGAGAAAACUAGAAUGGAGUAACUUUUACAGAAACAGCAAACAAUGUCAAUCCAAGUCAGGCUAUAUGGCUAAGAAGCAAAACACAAAAAUGUUCCAACUUUGCAUCUUACCAAUCAGCGUUGCUACUAUUCUUUUUUUUUCUUGGACUGCAGAAGAGGAUAACAACUUGUUAGUAAAUCUUCAUAUUGUAGACAAAUUUAGAAAAUAGAGAAUGUAUUCGGUCACUGCUCCAACCAAGAUUAAAUCAUAGUUUCACCAAUGGUCGUAUAUAAAUUUUGUAAUCUCAUCAUAUACCUGAGAAAAAUGGAAAAAGAAAAUAAGAAAAGAAAUAUGAUAUAACGGGUCAUAUUUUUUCACAGCUUUUCCUGUUUUUUUUUCUUCUUUCUGAAUAUUAGGCUUUAUUCUUAGAAUUUUACAUAUCCAUUUUCUCGGAUUAAAGAGGAAAAAGGAACUUCUUAGCAAUGCAACUCCAAACGUGAGUAAUCUAACAGUUCAAUCAGAAGUCAAAUUUCCUCCA